Solea senegalensis (Senegalese sole) is the source of this 5684-nucleotide messenger RNA. Its product is annotated as WD repeat-containing protein 37. The transcript is spliced from 15 exons. The record is from RefSeq and is a predicted model, not a curated record. The coding region runs from base 186 to 1763 and encodes 525 amino acids. Gene Ontology annotation, molecular function: protein binding. Gene Ontology annotation, cellular component: preribosome, large subunit precursor. NCBI's taxonomy places the organism in Eukaryota, Metazoa, Chordata, Actinopteri, Pleuronectiformes, Soleidae.
UCCUCACAUAGCGGAGCUCCGUCAAGUGUCACGGGGGGAUUGUGAAGAGGAAAAACAAGCCCGUGUUUCUGCCGAAGAUGCCGCUGGAAAACGACGACACUCCCCGCAGAACCGCGGAGUAGAAGCCCGUGUCCGCGGACCCUGUGUGAGGUGUUGUUUCACCAGGUGGAGGAAGAGGAGGAGGGAUGCCGGCGGAGAGCGGUAGCAGCGGCGGCACCGCCCGUCAGGUCAAGCAGAAGAGGAAGUCUCACAGCUUGUCCAUCCGCAGGACCAACAGCACCGAGCAGGAGCGGUCCAACCUGCAAAGAGACAUGCUGGAGGGACAGGAUUCCAAACUGCCUCUGCCUCUGAGGAACAAUCUGCUUGACCUGUUCACGCAGAUCGAGAGGGAGUUUGAAAACCUCUACAUUGAAAACCUGGAGUUACGCAGAGAAAUCGAAACGUUGAACGACCGUUUGACCGGUGAGGGACAGACUGUGGACGGAGCGGAUUUAGCCAAAGGAGCGCUGAAGACAAAAGCGAGUCACAGCACAAGUCAGCUGUCACAGAAACUGAAGACGACGUACAAAGCAUCAACAAGCAAGCCGCGUUCAAACUCUUGCCACGCCAGAGUCACUGGAUCCCGCAACUUCAGUGUAACCGGUUGGGAGUUGUGGGGCGGAGACUCAUGGAUUGUGUCCAGCUUCAAAGCUACCACGUCCAGAGCAGUGUGUCAGCUGGUCAGAGAGUAUGUUGGCCACAGAGAUGGCAUCUGGGACCUCGGCAUCACCAGGACACAACCAGUGGUGCUGGGCACAGCGUCUGCAGACCACACUGCGAUGCUGUGGAGCAUUGAGACGGGGAAGUGUCUCCUCAAGUAUCUGGGACAUCAAGGUUCAGUCAACUCCAUAAAGUUCCACCCCACAGAACAGAUGGCUCUGACAGCCUCUGGAGACCAGACGGCUCACAUCUGGAGGUACAUGGUGCAGCUGCCGACUCCUCAACCUGUAGCUGAGCAGCAGCAGACGCCCUGCGAAGACGACGUGGAUUUCUCAGACAAAGACGAAGCGGACGGCGAAGUCGAGGGUCCGAACGACUGUCCCUCCGUUCGCCUGGCAACCACGACUCUGCGCAGCCACCAGGGUGUCGUGAUCGCUGCCGACUGGCUGGUGGGAGGCAAACAGGUGGUGACGGCGUCCUGGGACCGAGCUGCCAACCUUUAUGACGUGGAGACGUCGGAGCUUGUCCACUCACUCACUGGCCAUGACCAGGAGCUGACCCACUGCUGCACACACCCGACCCAGCGUCUGGUGGUCACCUCGUCCAGGGACACCACCUUCAGACUGUGGGACUUCAGAGACCCGUCCAUCCACUCUGUCAACGUGUUCCAGGGACACACAGAGACAGUGACGUCGGCGGUGUUCACAUUGGGAGACAACGUGGUGUCCGGGAGCGAUGAUCGCACCGUUAAAGUGUGGGACCUGAAGAACAUGAGGUCGCCCAUUGCAACCAUCCGCACCGACUCUGCCGUCAACAGGAUCAGUGUGUCGGCAAACCAGAAAAUCAUCGCUCUUCCUCACGACAAUCGGCAGGUCCGGCUGUUUGACAUGUCCGGUGUGCGACUCGCUCGACUCCCGCUCAGCAACAGACAAGGUCACAGGAGGAUGGUCUGCUGCUCUGUCUGGUGUGAAGACAACGUCUCCUGUAACCUUUUCACCUGCGGCUUCGACCGACAGGCCAUCGGCUGGAACAUCAACGUUCCUGCUCUGCUGCAGGAGAAAUGAUCUGCUCCUCCUCCUCCUCCUCCUCCUCCACCCAGAGUUCAUGUUUCCAGUGUCAAACGUCUACAGACUGCAGGUUUAGUUUUAUCCAGUUCAGGUAAAUUCACCACGUGUUAAACCCUCAUGUGUCGUCCACUGUGAUGCUCGAUGCUCUCUGACGUCCAGGAUUGACAAACACGUCCAUCGCCGUGUUUCCAGAACCUUCUCUACUGGGAUUGACAAACUCAUCAUAAGUGGAAUCACUCAGAAAGUCGUUUAAUUUAAAGCCGCAUCUGUAAUCAUUUUCAAUUGGUAAACAAAUAAUUUCCAAAUUCAUGAAUCUGAACUAAUACACUGGAGGGAAUUCUGCUCAAUUUGUUGGACAGACCCAAAGAGAAUCUCCCAUGACCCUUGUGUGGGCCCCGACCCAGACUUUGGGAACCACUCCUCUGAAUCACUUUCACAGAACACAGUGAUUUCUGUCACAAACAAACAAACCUGGUCCAAGAAGUGAAAAAUUUAUCAGAAAAAGUAUGAGGUGCUGCUUUAAGCUGACAAAUAUUCUUCUUUAUUUAGAAACAGAGAAGGUCACACUGAUGCUUUUAAACCAAACUUUCCUUCUUUUGUCUUUUUCAGAAGUUCAUCUUCUCUACAGAAUGUAAAGAAAAAAAACUCUUUAGCUACUUUUUCCUUCAGAGUUUCAGUAAAACAAAUGAUUCAGUGGCUCAUGAAAUACACAGCUUCAUAUCUGUAGACAUCAGUAAAAUAAUAAUAAUAAUAAUUACGAUACUCGGCUCUUUGUCAUUCUGCUUCUUUAAGAAUGUAGAAGUGAUUAAUGCACCUUUUUAAAAAAAAAAACACAAAACAAAAAUUGCAAGUAGCUGUUUUGUUUCUGUUAAUCUGAUGUUAAUCACUCGAUUCAUCGUUUGGUUCAAAAACUGUCAAUAUGUUUGGAAAUGUUGAUCAGUUUUGUCCACAAACCUACGGAAGAGUGUGACGGCCGCAGUUCAAAAAAUAAAGAAGAAAACCGCAUGAAAUUGGAAUUCUAAGAACUUUUGGAAUUAUGAAAUUAAAUUCAGAAAAUUGGAAUUCUGAGAUUAAAUUAAGAAAAUUGGAAUUUUAAGAAAAUCAGAAUUUUGAGAUUUAAUUAAGAAAAUCUGAGAUUAAAUUGGAAUUUUGAGAUUAGAUUAAAUCGGAAUUCUGAGAUUAUGUUAAAGUUGGAAUUCUGACUAUAUUAAGAAAGUCGGAAUUCUGAGACUAAAUUCAGAAAGUCAGAAUUCUGAGGUUACAUAAAGAAAGUCGGAAAUUCUGAUAUUAAAUUAAGAAAGUUAGAAUUCUGACAUUAAUCUCAGAAUUCAUGCUGUUUUUUUUGUUUUCUGUCUUUACUUUUUUACAUGUUAAUACACAAACCAAAAUGAUUCAGUGUUGAAUAAUUUCUCUGUUUUAUGGAACAAAGAAAUGUGAAAAUAUUCACAUUUAAGAAGCUGAAAAAUCACAGAAAAUUAUUUUAAAAAAACCACUUAAAUAGGUGACAGUUAAUUUAGUAAUCGGUUAAUAACCGAUUAGUCGUUGCGGCCCUUGUUGUUUGUGAGAUUGUUCAACAUGUGACUUUAAAUUAUGAAUAGCUAGUUUUUUCUUGACAAAAACUGAUGUUGGAACUAAAGUAAUCUGCUUCUUUUGUGGUUAAAAUAAUAAAAAAUGAUUAAAAGUCACUUUUAUCUUGUAAAUAAUUAAAUCUCAUUUCUCGAAACCGCAAAAAAAAGAAACUUUUUCUUUACUGUGUUCUACCAAUGGUUAAAGGGAUAGUUAAGCGUCGUUUAAUGAGCACUGAGUGCCCCCUGCUGCUGAGAACCAUCACAGCGAAAACAGGGGACACAUGGACAAUUAAUGAAGUUUUCAAAUCAAAACAAAAAUUGCAGAAAGGCUUACAUUUAUUUCUUCUAUUUACGAAUAACCUUCAAGUUCUCGUCCUCGCAGUACAGAACAGAGUUGUGCUUUGUUGAUAAUAUGGGAUAUUAACUCAAUAUUAAAUUAAAUUAAAUUAAAUUAAAUUAUACACAAAUCUAAUGAUAUUUUAAAAACAUGUUUACUCACUCUCCCACACCAAAGUCCAUAGAGAAAAUUAGUGAUUUUAGCUGGCGGGGACAAAGGAGCUGCUGGUCUACUGCUGCCUUGUGUGGUCACUUUGUGUCAUUAUUGCAAAUGUUGAAUUUUAAACGCCGCAUUCACAAAAUAAGAUAUGUGAACUUAGUGAUGGAGGCAGCAGUGGAUCAACAACUCCUGUGUGUCUGAUGUAAAAUCACUGAUUUUCUCUAUGAAGUUUGGUGCAGGGAGUGUAGAAAAUGCUGUCAAACAGCAAAAUAAAGCCUCAUACAACCACGCUAUAUAAAAAAAGUAUUCCUAAAGUAUUCCACACUGUGGAUUGUAACAGGAUUGUUUCUAUUAAUCAUUUUAAAAAAACAUAUUAGAUUGAAGUUUAUCGCAAAGCCCGUUAGUGGUUAGAAGCUGAAAGUGGUUUGCGUGGACUCUGUCAGUGUCACGUCUGUCGUGGUUCUCGUGAUGCAUUCACUGUCACCUGCUCUGCCACUGCCAUUAAAACACUCAGCCAAAGCUGCAUUCAAGUGCAAGGGAGAGGUGUGUGUGAUACAAAUCUAUGUAUUAACUGAAUGUGCGCCGCAUGCAUUUACGACAAAGACUUCAUUUGCGUCAUUAACGCAAUGAAUAAACAUGAUUGUGUGUCGUUGUUUAGGUUUAGAUCCGUUCUGCUCGCACAGCGUCACCAAGUUUUCUGUCUUCGGUUUAAAUAUUUGAACAAUCGCAAAAGUCACUCAGCGCUGACAUUCUUCCAACAUAAGAAUGAACGUGAAUGCUUUGAUGCGAGGCCAUUUUUUCAAGUUAUUAAAAAGUUACUUGAGCUGCGUUUUCUUACCAGGAGCUAAUGCUAAGCUAACUGUUUAUAGAGACGCAUAUUUCUGAAGACGUCCAACUUCUUUACUCACUUCCUGUCCCUCAGCUUCGGUCCUCGGCUGUCCCAGUGGACUUUGUUGUGGGAGAGUGAGAUACAACGACUUACCCAGGGCUAAUGCUAAGCUAACUUUGUUCGUAGUGAUUUGUCCUCAACUGUACUCUGAGGACCUUUGUUGUGGGACAGUGAGCAGUUGCUUCAUUUGCUUUCAAUUCAAGAUGCGACUUCUGACUUGAUGCUAAUGCUAAGAUAACAGUGACAUGUAAUUUCAAGAUGUAAUCGAGACUUUGUCCAACUCUGUCCAUCCUCAGCUGUCUUUACAUUUCCAGAUGUGCCGACAUUGCUUACGUUAACAUUGACUGUUUUUUUUCGUUGACUUUGUGACUUCUCUUGUUGAACUCCGUCGUACGAUAUAAAACGCAAAAUAUACAAAAAUAUACUUUUGAUUUCACCUGCAGCUGUAUCAUUUGCCUUUUUAACGUCCGUGACAUCGUCAUCCUGCACAAAAAAACAUUGUUUUCCGUUAUUGUUCAUGAACGCAAAGUAGAAGUUUAAUCGCAUAUUAAUUUUCCAAAACAACGUUAAAAAGUAUUAUUGACGUUGUACUGUGUGUGAGAGAGUGCUCGCGUGUGCUAUCUUUCGUUUUCUUAAUUGCGUUAAGUUUCACCACGUUCAGUUUUGUCUGACAUGAGCCACUUUCACGACUCACCGGUUUUAACUGAAUGUUCGUUUUUAGUAAGAUUUUUAAAUUGUCGUUAGUUUUCAUGCUCUCGGUCACGUGAUCACGUAACGUCAGCCAUCUCAAACCUAAGCCUUUGUGAAACCGCGGCUCUUUGGUGUAUUUUGGUGUCUUACGUGUUUACGUGUGACGCCCCAGCUUCGUCUCUCAGAUUAAAGAAAAGGGGGUUGUGGAUUAUAUAAUCUGUGAUGUGACUCGAGGAAAAGAGGUGAAAAAUGGAAAUAAAAACAUUUGUAGUGUU